GUCCAUUUCCUCUUCAAUUUCUUUCUGUUAUAUUACCGUUUCAAUAACUCCCUCUGACCUCAACCAUAACCGAGCCCUAGCUUUCCCUCGAAUUCUCGGGAAACAAACGGUCCAAUUUCCCCCGAAAUGAUGUCGUAUCAGGAGCAGGACAUGGAUCAAGACGACGACGGAGGGGGCACCUCCGAUAUCAGCACCAGCACCGGCGACCCGGAGGAGAACCUUAAUCACAAGGGCGUCUCGAAAGCCACAAGCUUCGAGAAUUCGAUGGCGUUGCAGGCCAUGCCGUUGAAAGAGGAGCCCUUGGACUCGGACCCGGACCAGGACCAGAAGACUCACCGGGCCCUCCCGCCGGUGACGCCCGCGCAGCCGAUCGGGAUGGUCCCCGCCGCGAUGCCGGUGACGGCAGCGAGGCGGUCGUCCACGAAGGACCGGCAUACAAAGGUGGAGGGUCGUGGUCGGAGGAUCCGAAUACCAGCCACCUGCGCCGCCCGGAUCUUCCAGUUGACCCGCGAACUCGGUCACAAGUCCGACGGCGAGACCGUCCGGUGGCUCCUUGAACACGCCGAACAGGCCAUCAUCGAGGCCACCGGCACCGGCACCGUCCCCGCCAUCGCCGUAUCCGUCGGCGGCACCCUCAAAAUCCCCACCACCACUACCUCCAACACAAUCACAAUCCCCUCCUCCACCACCACAACCACCAAGAAACGAAAACGACCGUCGAACAGCGAAUUCGUGGACAUAAACGACGCCGUGUCGCAGCCCUCGACUCUGGCGCCGGUCCAGCCCGCCACUCCCGCGGUCCCUCAGGGCCUGGUCCCGGUCUGGACCGUGGGCAACACGGGCAUGAUGGUCCCAGCCAACGCGUUCUGGAUGAUCCCACAGGCCCAGCCCGGACCCUCGUCGAACCAAUGCCCCCAGAUAUGGGCCUUCUCUCCCACGGUCUUCAACAUGUCGGCCAGGCCUAUCUCGUCGUUUAUCGACGCCAACGUAAAUGUUCCCACCGGCAUCGAGCUGACCAGCUCUGCGGCGAGCACGACCUCCGUCGGGGCCAAGGUGGCGAAUAACUCGUCGUCGACGAUGGCGGCGAGUGUCAGUUCGGGUGGUGGGAGUAGUAAAGCUCAGAUGCUGAGGGAUUUCUCGUUGGAAAUUUACGAUAAGCAGGAGUUGCAGUUGAUGAGUCGGGCUGGAAACCAGCAAACGCUUGCUUCAUCUUCGAAGCCAUGAAAAUGGAGGGACACAAACAGUGGAUUAAUUAGCGUUCGCAAAUUGGGUGCGCUAUUUCCCACUGCACAAGAUAAUAAGAAUCAAGAAACAAAUGUAGGGUUUUUCCUUUUUUUUUUUUUAUUUAAAAAAAAAAAAAAAAAUUCCUGUUUCUCUUUUGUGUU
This is a messenger RNA of Alnus glutinosa, 1385 nucleotides long. RefSeq names its product transcription factor TCP9-like. Gene Ontology annotation, cellular component: nucleus. Bases 127 to 1224 code for a protein of 365 amino acids. The record is from RefSeq and is a predicted model, not a curated record. Gene Ontology annotation, molecular function: sequence-specific DNA binding; DNA-binding transcription factor activity. NCBI's taxonomy places the organism in Eukaryota, Viridiplantae, Streptophyta, Magnoliopsida, Fagales, Betulaceae. The transcript has a single exon.